Molecule: messenger RNA, 3318 nt
Organism: Sturnus vulgaris (Common starling)
Lineage: Eukaryota; Metazoa; Chordata; Aves; Passeriformes; Sturnidae
Product: DGAT1/2-independent enzyme synthesizing storage lipids-like
Cellular component (GO): membrane
Molecular function (GO): acyltransferase activity
Source: RefSeq, a predicted model, not a curated record
CGGCAGGGACGCGGGGCUGGAGCCGGACCCGCCGCUGCCAGGGCGAGGUUCUGGAGUUGAGCUCUGGCAACUGGAAUGAAAAAGAGCUUUCUCUUGCUCUCCCACACACCCCAAAGACAGGUGCAGGAAAUCAGUGAAGGAGAUGACAGGUGGAAAUGAAUCCUGUACUGCAGGACCAACAUCUCUGUCCUACUUAACUUGCCUGAGUUAUAUUCUGGAAGAAUGGACUGGUGUGGAGGAUAUCGGAGAUUAUCUGAGUUACGCAUUCUACAUUUUGUGGUUGUUUUUUCCACUUGUGUUAGUCUUUGUACUUCCAGGAGUUAUGGUCAUUCUCUUCUAUGUUUCCAUUCUCUGCCUUCAUAUUUAUAAAAGGAAGAAUGAAAUAAAGGAAGCGUAUUCCCAUGAUGUUUGGAUAGGUGCGAGAGAAAUGGUGGCAGCCAUAUGGGAUGGACAUGGAAGAAUAUGGCAUGGUUAUGAGAUUCAUGGUAUCGAAAAUAUUCCUCAAGGACCCGGACUUAUUGUGUUUUAUCAUGGAGCUACUCCCCUUGACUUUAUCUAUUUCAUAACGAGACUUUAUAUAAUGCAGAAGAGAAGCUGCAACGUAGUAGCUGAUCAUUUUGUCUUUAGAUUACCAGGUUUUAGAAUACUACUUGAUGUAUUUGGAGUUAUACAUGGACCAAAAGAAGCUUGUGUUAGGACUCUGAAGAUGGGCCAUCUGUUAGCCAUUGCCCCAGGUGGAGUUCGGGAAGCACUUUUCAGUGAUGAAAUGUAUACUAUUUUGUGGAGUGAUCGGAAGGGCUUUGCUCAGGUGGCCAUUGAUGCAAAAGUGCCCAUCAUUCCUCUGUUUACACAAAAUGUUCGAGAAGGCUUUAGGACAUUAGGAGGAAUAAAAAUACUUAGGUCUCUAUAUGAGCGUAUUAGAUUGCCAGUAGUUCCUCUGUACGGGGGGUUUCCUGUCAAGCUACGUACAUUUAUUGGAGAACCCAUUCCAUAUGAACCAAAUGUGACUGCUGAGGAACUAGCUGCAAAGACGAAAGCAGCACUCCAAGCUCUCAUAGAAAAACAUCAGAAAUUACCAGGAAAUAUAUUUAGGGCGUUAAUGGAACGAUUUCAAACACAGAAGAAAGAAGAUUAAGGUCUUCUGAACUUAAACAUCUAUAACUACUCUUUACUUAUAAUAUUCUUAAAGCUACAUUUGUAAAUUAUUCAUUCUUCUAAUAAUAGGUCCUAAUGAUACUGCUGUAUAAUUUAAGACAGAAGUCACUUGCCCUUGCCUCUGUCCAGUAUCAAGCUCAGGAGCCCAAACUUGAAAUCAUUCAUAAUGGGAGAAAGUUUAAUUUUUGAUAAAUGCAUUCCGACCUUGGAAGUGUCUGGGUUUGUUUUGUUGGUUUUUUUUUUUUUUUCCCCCAAAUAAUACUUCAAGCCUUUAUGUGUAUGGUCUGUCUUCCUUUUGGUCUGUCAUUGUCUCCCAUCCCCACCAUGAUGGAUUUCUAACCUGAAUGUCAAACCUCUGCAGAGCUGGAGUCUUACAGUUUUGACCUUCAUCAGCAUAAGGAGGUCUUGUAGGCCAGAUUAAUGCCAUACAACACGUAUGAAAAAAUUCCCGAGAUUGUUACUCUCACACUGCUGGGAAAUAGUCCACCACUUCUGGCCUGCAAAACCUCUAGCAAUGCCUGCAAAACCUGUGUUGCAAAGUGUUUAGUUUUGCUGGAUGAGCUCAGAAAGGGCUCAGAAAAGUGAAAAUUGAUUAUAGAGAACUACAGUGAACCAAAGAGGCUUUUUAUGGAAACCACUGUGAUGCUGUCAAUGAGAACCUUACAACACAACUGCUAUUCUGCACCAAGGUGCAGAAUUGGAUAUUUGCCCUUGAGUAGAGACUUGUCCCAUUUAUUUCUCAUUGAAUCUAGAAAUUCUCCUUUGAAACAAUGAGCCAAGCAUUCAAACAUCAAGAAGUAGAAAUGAGAGUACUGUUUAGUAACAUGAGCUCAAAAAUCUUUGUUUUGAUGGAAAGAGAAAAUUGUUACAACACUGUAAAAGCAGUAGUUAUUUGAAAAACAAGAUUGGCAUUCCCAAAUACCCAUUAGAUUUAGUAUGUGGAUAAACUAUUAAAUAUAUUCUUCAAACAGUUAUUUAUGUAAGUUAAAAAAGUAGGAGAGGGAAAUUCUGUAUACUUUCCUUAAGUGAAAACAAUUGAAUCAACAGGAGAGAGUUGCCAGAUUGGGCUUUUGUACACUUACAGCAAAUAAUAUUGUUAUAUUUUUUCUUAGCUAAAGCCUGUGGCCUUUUUGUCCAAAUAGGAAAUACUUGAAAUAUUUCUUCUAAUUUCCAGGAAUUUUAAUCUACAGUUCUUAAAUUGACAUCUGGGAACUUUUUAGUUCUGGGAUGAGGACAAAUUCCUUCAGAAAAGACAAGAGACUUUUGCUAUAUGAUGUGGUCACCUUUCAGUAUUGUUGGGGUUUGACCUUUUCUUAAAAAAAAAAUACAUCCCCCCAAGAAAAACCCAAUAAAUAACCAAUAUUUAAAGGAGCAGUUGUAUUUGAUAUAGUAGUCAUUGCUCUCCCCAUUUAAGCACAUACUUUUCUUUAUGCUCUCUUAAAUGUGUAAAUUAGUGACAUUGCAUAAGUGCAUGUGGGUGAUAUCCUAAGUUAGAAAAUAUCACUUUAUGGAUAAUUGUCUAUCAAAUGUGGUUUACAAGAAGCAAAAGGUUUACUUUAUGAUAUUAAUUUAUACCAAAAACAUUUUAUGUGGCGUUAAUUUUCUUAAAGCUUUGGGAAGAAUCAUGGUAUAUAAAAGCAAAUGCCCAUUCUGAAGUUUCUGAAAUUACUUGGGUUUUACUUGAAGGCAAGAUUGGGCUCCUUUUAAUUUAUUGGACUGUUUCAAAAAUACCCCUAUAGUAUGUUAUUAAAAGUGAUAAUGCUAAAUUCUUACGUUGAAGUAUAACUGCAGAUUGACCUUUUUUUUUUUUCACUGUCCAUCUGGAAAAAAAAAUGUACAUCAGUCUAUGUUGGGAACAUCUCAAAGGCAGCUGAACAUCCUUUGUGUUGAAGUUACAUAUAUGUAAAAGAGAACUCAAUCUAAAAGGUUAUGUUAGAUGUGAAUGGACAUUAUCAGAUUUUGUAACAUUUAUUUUAUUAACUAUGUGGGCUAUUUGCUGCAGUUUUGCCCCUUUAAGUAUUGAAAGAUCAGUAUAAAAAAUGAAGGGCAGUAUUGGUACUCUCUAAGUGUUCAUAUUUGUAUAGGCCUUUCAUUUUUAUUUCUAUAUAUUAAAAAUAUGUAGAAGACACCUUUCAAAUAAAAUUGACAACUGGAACAGACUUC